AUGCAGAUAACGCCGUACCCUAAGCACCCGCCUCGAAGCCACCGGUCCACCACCGAACAACAUUUCCCAGGAAGCCCCGCGGCCCUAUCAACUUCCGGUCCGGACGUAGUCGUGUUUCCUGUGGCGGGGAGAGGAGGAGCGAGGUUCACGGAGUGGGUUCAGACCCAGCAAGCCAGAAGUCCGCGACCGAGAAUUCCGAGACUAUGCUGGACGCUGACAAGUGGAAGAACAAGUCAUUUUCGGUGCGCUCAGGCCAGGCGCAGAGAGGAAUGGGCCGGCCGUACGCUGUCUUGUCGGUCGGAUCUGGACCACAUUUCCCAGAGCGCCAGGCGACCCAUCGCUCUUCUCGCAGGAACUUGAAGGUUUCGUCACUCCUGGCGGGACCGUUAGAUCCGUGAGUUGAGCGAUCGCGGGUCCUGGGGAACCCUCUCAGCUCUACAGGUUCUGAACCGGGGAGCUCGGGAAAGCCUGAGGCACCCUCGGGGAGAUCUGGUCAGAUUCCAGCCCUGAACUGCUGUGACCUCAUCCUUUCCCUGAAACGCUGGGGAUGGACAGUAUGCUCCAUUCUGUUCUGCUCUCCAUUCCCUCUCUGUGGUGGUGAUGGGGCUGGGGUGACCUCUGACCUGGCCAGUUUGGUACCAAGAAACAGCUGCUUUCUCCUGCCCCAGUUCUACCGUUCUCUUUGUGAGGGACCCAGAAGAGGAAGGAAGAAAUGCAUGAUGAACUCCUGCAAGCAGCGUCCAAGGGGUCAGUGAUGUUCAGGGAUGUGUCCAUAGACUUCUCUCAGGAAGAAUGGGAAUGCCUGGACUCUGGUCAGAUGGGUUUAUACAGAGAAGUGAUGUUGGAAAAUUACAGCAACCUGAUCUCAGUGGGACUUUCCAAUUCUAAGCCAGCUGUGAUCUCCUUAUUGGAACAAGGAAAAGAGCCCUGGAUGGUUGCCCGAGAGCGGACGAGAGGCCUGUGUUCAGAUCUGGAAUCAAUGUGUGAGACCAAGAUAUUAUCUCUAAAGAAGAGAAAUUUCAAUCGAGUAAUAUUUGCCCACAGAGACAUGCCUACUUUUAUUCAACCAACAUUUUGUAAUCCACAUCAAAAAAUUAUUAAUGAAGGGGAACACUGUGAAUGUAAGAAAUUCAGAAAGGCUUUUAAUCACUACUCACAAUUUAUUCAACAUCAGAGAAUUCUUUCUGGUGAAAAACCCUAUGAAUGUAAGGAAUGUGGAAAAUCCUUUAGUCGUGGCUCACUCAUUACUCGACAUCAAAGGAUUCACGGUGGUGAAAAACCCUAUGAAUGUAAGGAAUGUGGCAAGGCCUUCAGCUGUAGUUCAUAUUUUUCUCAACAUCAGAGGAGUCACAGUGGUGAGAAACCCUAUGAAUGUAAGGAAUGUGGGAAAGCCUUUAAUUAUUACUCAAACUUUAAUGAUCAUCGGAGAAUUCAUACUGGUGAGAAACCCUAUGAAUGUAAAGUAUGUGGGAAAGCCUUUACUAAAAGUUCACAACUUUUUCCACAUCUGAGAAUUCAUACUGGUGAGAAACCUUAUGAAUGUAAGGAAUGCGGCAAGGCCUUUACUCAAAACUCAAGACUUAUUCAGCAUCAGAGAAUGCAUACUGGUGAGAAACCAUAUGAGUGUAAGGAAUGUGGGAAGGCUUUUAGUAGUGGCUCAACACUUACUAAUCAUCACAGAAUUCAUGCUGGUGAGAAACUCUAUGAAUGCAAAGAAUGUGGAAAGGCCUUUAUUCAGAGUUCAGAACUUAUUCAACAUCAGAGAAUCCAUACAGAUGAAAAGCCAUAUGAAUGUAUUCAAUGUGGGAAGGCUUUUAAUAAAGGUUCAAAUCUUACUAGGCAUCAGAGAAUUCACACUGGUGAGAAACCUUUUGAUUGUAAGGAAUGUGGAAAGGCCUUUGGUAGUCGCUCAGACCUCAUUCGCCAUGAGGGAAUUCAUACUGGGUAAAUGAUCGAAAAGAACUUUUUGUAAACCUUUUUGAUAUUUUUUAAAGCAAACAAUGCAUGAUCAAAGGGUCUCCUGGUAAGCCAAUUUUUUAAUGUGUUUAUAAUUUUCAUUUUUAUUUAACUUGUUAGUCAUUCAAAUUUGUUUUAAAAUGUGACUUCUAGGUCUAUAUUAAACCUGUCCUCCCUCUCUCAAAAAAGAAUCUAUCUGAAAAUUAAUUCAAUAAUUCCUUCUUUGUUGUUUUGUUCAUCUUCUUGGUAAAAUGUAAUGUUUGUGUUUAUAUUAGUUUUUGUUUUAGAGCCACCUUUUCUAUGCCUGUGUUCUGUAGAUCUCUGUUUCCAACUAUACUAUACUGUAAGUUGUGUUACAUAUAUAUCAUUUAAUUCCUGGGAGAAUUGUAAUUUUGUUUUUGAAAAGAGCUUUAUUUUUUCUUUUUAUAAAAUUAAUGUUUUCUGAUUGUAAAAGAAAAGUUUUUCUUUCUUAAAACAGAGAAAAACAAAGAAAAAAAGUAAAGAUUAUUUGUAUAAUACCUGCCAGAGAUGACUACUUUUAAAAUGUAAAAUCUUUCCAGAUUUUCCUAAGUGUAAUCUUAGUAUGCAUGCUGUACUUUCAUUGUGCCAAAAUGUACUGACUUCUGUUUUAGUAAAUAUUGAUCUCUUUAUCCUUUUAUAAAAACUUAUUUUGAAAUAAUUUCAAAAUUAUAGAACACUUGGAUGAGUAAUCCAAAAACAAUACUGACAAUGCCAAUAUAUGUGCUACCCAGAUACCCAGAUUUACCAGCUUUUCACAUUUUGCCACAUUUGCUAUAUCAUUCUAUCUACCUGCCUAUUUACUAAACAUUUGAGAAGAUUGCACCAUGCUUCUUGAACACUUAAUACUUCAUAUAUAUUUCUUGAGAACAAGAAUAUUCACUUAUGAGACCAUGUUAA
Messenger RNA from Choloepus didactylus (southern two-toed sloth), 2874 nucleotides. It is a transcript of the gene ZNF829, whose product is annotated as zinc finger protein 829. The record is from RefSeq and is a predicted model, not a curated record. Gene Ontology annotation, biological process: regulation of transcription by RNA polymerase II. Lineage: Eukaryota; Metazoa; Chordata; Mammalia; Pilosa; Megalonychidae. The transcript is spliced from 5 exons. Gene Ontology annotation, molecular function: DNA-binding transcription factor activity, RNA polymerase II-specific; RNA polymerase II cis-regulatory region sequence-specific DNA binding. Bases 713 to 1948 code for a protein of 411 amino acids.